Molecule: messenger RNA, 1921 nt
Organism: Macrosteles quadrilineatus (aster leafhopper)
Lineage: Eukaryota; Metazoa; Arthropoda; Insecta; Hemiptera; Cicadellidae
Product: sodium/hydrogen exchanger 9B2-like
Exons: 10
Coding region: 106-1713 (535 amino acids)
Biological process (GO): proton transmembrane transport
Cellular component (GO): membrane
Molecular function (GO): antiporter activity
Source: RefSeq, a predicted model, not a curated record
UUCUAUUGUAGUGAUUGCAAACAGUUGAAAUGUGACUGAAGAAUUAACACUUUCUGGUGUGAACUGGUAGAAUGUGGUUCUGUCUGAACAAAAUGUUUCCAAGGAAUGUCUGCAAUGUUAAAGAAGUUUGACAGCCAAUCAACGUGUCCAUCGUUCAACAUGUAUGCCAAUCGAGCCUUCUACAUUGGCGACGAGGGGACGCAAGGAGAUUCAGAUGUUCCGCAAGCUCCUACUUCCCAGGAACCCAAUGAAUUCUCCAACAGAACCACACCUCCCCCUUUGAAGAGCACAGGUGAUCCCGGAUGGCUAAGUCAGCUAUUUGUGAACCAAUGUGGCUGCGGUAACACUCUGCUAGUGCGACUGCUAGGAGUGGUGAUACUGCUGAUGGUAGUCUGGCUGCUGCUGGUAGUCCUGGUCGGAAGGGAGGUGCUGCCAGGUGGUGGCCUGUUCAACCUGCUGGUGUUGGUACUACUGGCUCAGCUGGUAGGGGAGUUGGUAGAACUGCUGCAUCUUCCAGCCAUCCUAGGCAUGCUGAUCACCGGCAUCGCUAUGCGGACUGCCAACCUGUACAGUGUCAGCGGGGUGUACGUCAACAUCGUCAGUACCUUGAGGGAGAUCUCUCUUGGUGUUAUCCUGAUCAAGGCAGGUCUUGGUCUAGACCCUGUGGCUCUGCGCAAGCUGUCCUUCACAGUAAUAAGACUGGCCGUGUGUCCAGGGCUGGUUGAAGCUGUGACAGUCGCUAUCAUGACACAUCACUUCCUCGGCUACCCUUGGCUGUGGGGGUUUGCUCUCGGGUUUCUGAUGUGUGCCAUUUCCCCAGCUGUAGUGGUCCCCACACUACUCAAACUGAAGAAGGAAGGCUAUGGAGAGAGCAAAGGCAUCUCCACUCUAGUCAUUGCUGCAUCUAGCAUAGAUGACGUACUGGCAAUAUCCGUCUUCUCAAUCUGUCUCAGUAUUAUAUUCUCAACAGGAGAAAGCUUGGUGGGGCAGAUAUCUCAGGGUCCUCUGGAUGUUAUGGUUGGUCUGACAGUAGGAGCUGUCUGGGGUCUGACCUCUGCACUAACACCACUACUGGAGGAUGACUACCUGGUGUGGAAGCGAGUGGUGCUGAUCGGGUGUGGAGGUUUGAGUGCAGUCCUGGGAAGUUCCUUCGCUGGUUACCCAGGAGCUGGGCCUCUGGUGGCCAUCACCUCGGCCUUCGUAGCCUCCACAGUAUGGGCUCAGCAGGGGUGGGCAGCCGACAGUAACCCUGUGGAAAACAUCUUCUCUGGGAUAUGGCAAGUGAUGCAGCCUGUACUUUUUGCCCUGAUCGGAGCCGAGAUAGAUCUGACUCUGUUACAACCAGAAAUACUCACUUGGGGAUUGAUAGUAAUAGCUGCAGCUUUGGUGAUGCGAGUUUUCGCCUGUUCCUUGGUAUUGGUCGGAGGGAAACUCAACUUCAAGGAGGUGGUUUUUGUUAACCUAGCGUGGUUACCAAAGGCCACUGUCCAGGCAGCACUGGCUCCUCAAGCUUUGGACAUGGCUCGUAAGUCAGUGGACCCGUCUGCGGCCGACCUCCAGCGAGGGUCAGAGUUCCUCACCAUCGCAGUGUUGUCCAUCCUCAUCACAGCUCCCCUAGGAUCCAUCGGGGCCAGUGUGGCGGGGCCUCGGCUGCUGGCCAAGACAUCCGACACACAGACCCAGCAAAGGAACGAGGAGGACCAUCAUCUGUAAAGUGUUUCCCUAGCCUGUAAAUUAGGCGUUGUGAUUUUUGUAAAAUUAUUUUGUUGUGUUUUUGUGCUGGCUAACUUUUUUUAUCUUCUCCUAAACUAUACCACGUCACAUAUGCCCAACUGGUUAUUAAUGGUCCAAGUGUAAAAAAUAAUAAUGUUACAUCUUUUGAGAAAACAAGCUGUUCAAAUUUCCCGAAAUAUAUGGUACA